Messenger RNA from Carassius gibelio (silver crucian carp), 3015 nucleotides. RefSeq names its product PR domain zinc finger protein 1-like. The transcript has 7 exons. Gene Ontology annotation, molecular function: histone deacetylase binding; DNA-binding transcription repressor activity, RNA polymerase II-specific; RNA polymerase II cis-regulatory region sequence-specific DNA binding. The record is from RefSeq and is a predicted model, not a curated record. Gene Ontology annotation, cellular component: cytoplasm; nucleus. Bases 168 to 2069 code for a protein of 633 amino acids. Gene Ontology annotation, biological process: regulation of transcription by RNA polymerase II; cell fate commitment. Lineage: Eukaryota; Metazoa; Chordata; Actinopteri; Cypriniformes; Cyprinidae.
GGGGUGGAGGGAGACAUCAGGGUGGAGUUUGUCUUCAGAUGAUGUCUGAAUGAAAACGCAAGUUUCUACACAUUCAAGAGAAACAGAGACUGAGAGCUUGACAGACGGCUGGAGAGACACUCACUUACUCAACAGAAGCCACAGUGUAAUCCCCACUUGGUUUGAUUAUGCCUUUAAAAACACUCCCAACCACAGCAAACGAGAGCAUCGCUGUACAAACUGAGGAGCAGAAAGUGGAUGUGUGGCACAAGCAUCAUGUUAAAGAUGAUGAGCCAGACUUUGAUGGGUGGAAAGAAACCAGAGCCCAGACAUCAUUAUCCAGAAACCUCACAUUUGCAUAUCACAAUCAGAAGGUAGUGGGUGUUUUCACCACUGAGGUCAUUCCAUUAGGGACCGUCUUCGGCCCACUGCUCGGACAACAUCUUCACCCUGAAGAUAUGCCUGCAAACAUCCACAGGAAACACAUCUGGAUGAUCUUCUUAGAGGGGCGAUUGCAUCACUUCCUGUCUUGUGAGAAUGAGAGUUGCAGCAACUGGAUGCGCUUUGUAAACUAUGCUUCGUCUCCUGGGCAACAGAAUCUUGCCGCAUUCCAAAUCGGAAUGCAGAUUUACUUCUAUGCCAUGAAGGUUCUAAUGCCGGGGGAGGAGCUACUGGUGGGGCGGAGCCUAGAACACGAGCAGCCAAUGAGCACCAGCCUCAGAACUGCCUGUCUAAAGCAAGCACCUCCCACACACUCUUCUUCUCAAGGUAAAGAUCAAGUGAGGAAGAGGAAGCGAGGUUACACGGUCACUGAGAUCCUGGAUCUGGAUCUCUGUACUGAUCAUCACACUGAAACUCCUCCAAACAAACCGUUUAGUGCUAUCAUGCAAACGAUAUAUAGAGAAAAAGUGACCAGAGACCUGCAGAAUCUAAAAUUACCUCUAUUUAAAAUGACUAAUGUCAUCUCUGAGGUCCCUUUGAACUUGAAAAUGGCCUCUAGUGUAGAAGAAGAUGUAUACACCUCAGCAAUCCCACAAUCCUCUAUGCCAAAGUAUAUAUGGUCUGUUAUUCAAUACGCGCCAUCACAUCAGCCAAUGGGAUUUGGCCAAACAACACCACACAUGUUCCAUAAAAUUCCACCAAUCCACAUGUAUCCAUCUCUCUUGCAUCAAACAUCCAAUGAGAAUCAUCUUUCAUUAGCAUUGACUAAUAGAGGCAACCCCAAAAUUAAAGUGACAGACUCCUCAAAGAGAGAAAAUAAUCCUAAAGGCUCCACAAAACAACUGUCAGACCUCAGUAAUGCAACCGAUCCAUCUCCGGCUGAAGGUUCCAGUGCUGAUGACAUCACACGCCAGAGAGACUCACCUGAGAUGGGCGUGGCUUCCUCAUGUGUCUCCGCCUCCACCUCCACCUGCCAAAAGCAACAGACUGUUGGUUGCAAGGCUUUACCGUAUCCAUUACAGAGACAGAAUGGAAAGAUCCAGUAUAAAUGUAACGUGUGCGAGAAGAACUUCAGUCAGCUGUCCAAUCUGAAGGUUCACCUGAGGGUUCACAGCGGUGAGAAACCAUACAUGUGCAAUAUCUGCAGAAAGAACUUUUCCCAGCUGGCUCACCUUCAAAAGCACAUUCAGGUUCAUACAGGAGAAAAACCAUAUGAAUGCCAUGUGUGUAGCAGGCGCUUCAGCAGCUGCAGUAACCUGAAGACUCACCUGCGGCUGCACUCGGGUGAACGGCCGUAUGUCUGUAAGCAGUGCCUCGCCAGCUUCACCCAGCACAUCCACCUGCAGCUGCACAGACGGCUUCAUGCCAGACCGCGCUCCCACUGCUGCCCGCAUUGCUCUCGCAGGUACACACACCUGUGCAGCCUGCAGAUCCACCUGCACCAGUUCUGCCCCGCCUCCAGCCUCACAGGCCCCGCCUCUCAGCUGUGCCGAGCCAAUGACGAGAUCGAGAGGUUUGAUCUGAGUGAAGGUGCAGCGAAGCUAGAGGCUGGCAUGGAGGCGGAGUCUAUAAAGAAGAUGUGUCACGUGAUCUGGGCACUUGCAGGUCGUCCAGCAGGGAGCAGCACAGGCCCAAACAAUCACACAUGAAUCUUCCAGUUCUGUUUCUCCAAAGGUUUGCAUUAAACAGGACGGUGAUCAGUAAAUUGUCUGAUAUUAUAUUAUUGAAUACAUUUGACACUUUGAUUUAGCAAGUAUUUGAUUUAGCAAGUAUGCAAACUGAUCUAAAAAUAACAGUAGACAUUUAUAAUGUAACAAAACAUAUGUUUCAAAUAAACGCUGUUCAUUUGAACUUUCUAUAAAUCAAAGAAUCCUGGAAAAAAAAAAACUAUCCACUGAUAAAUAAUGAGAAAUGUGUCUGGAGCAGCAAAUCAGCAUAUUAAAAUGAUUUCGGAAGGAUCAUAUGGCACUACAGACUGGAGUAAUGAUGCUAAAAAUACAGCUUUGCAUCACAGGAAUAAAUUACUUUUUUGAAAAUAUAUUCAAAUGGAGAACAGUUAUUUUAAAUCUUAACAACAUUUCACAAUAUUGUUUAUAUUGUAUUUCUGAUCACAUUAUUGAAGCCUCUGUGUGCUUAAAGACAUAGAAAUCUUACUGACCCAAAAAUUGAAUGAUAGCAUGUAAUAUAUGUUAUAUGAAUAACAUCUAUGUAAAUGCACAGUACUAAAUGUCGCAGUCUCUGGAUUUAUGUGUUAACUAAACCACUGGCAAAAGAUGUUAUAUAGCUUUUAGGGGAGCUAGGGGCUAGUUGUCACACUUGGUUUUAUUUUUGUUUUUCCAAUAUCAUCAUAUUUGUGUAAUAUCAUAUUUAUAUAAUAACACAGUAAAACCAAGCAAGCAUUCAGACAAAAGUCAGCUAUUGAAUGAAGUUAGAUUUGCUCAGGGCAAGAGUAUUUUCAUAAAUGACAAACUGCAGAAAACUGGAAUAAUUUAUAAUUGUACAUAAUGCAACUUAUUUUGCCUAAAACAGUGGCUUAAUACUUUUUAUGAUCUUUUUUUCCAGCUGUGUUAUUUCUUGAUUUUUUAAAAAUGUUUU